Larimichthys crocea (large yellow croaker) is the source of this 5955-nucleotide messenger RNA. RefSeq names its product zinc finger E-box binding homeobox 1a (gene zeb1a). Lineage: Eukaryota; Metazoa; Chordata; Actinopteri; Sciaenidae. The record is from RefSeq and is a predicted model, not a curated record. The transcript has 8 exons. Gene Ontology annotation, biological process: anatomical structure development; regulation of transcription by RNA polymerase II. Gene Ontology annotation, molecular function: RNA polymerase II cis-regulatory region sequence-specific DNA binding; DNA-binding transcription factor activity, RNA polymerase II-specific. The coding region runs from base 196 to 3750 and encodes 1184 amino acids.
UGUUUACCUGAACGCGGAUAACAGGGGAGGAGGAGGGGGGGACCGGCUGACAAAUGGCCUAGAAAUAAACAGAAAUAACACCUGCGGCUCUCGAGACCCGAACCCGUUAACGGAACCGGAUCACGCUCCACCGUUACCUUUAAAAAAAAAAGAAAAAAAGAAAAGGCUCCGUGUCUGCAGGAAAACCAGCUCCAAAUGUCAACUUGUGCAGUGACAAACUUCAACAAUGGCUUGGAGGCCAGUUCAGACUCGGACGACGAGGACAAGCUACACAUUGUGGAGGAGGACAGCCUGCAGGAGCACGAGGUCGCCACCGCCGACGGGACGCCGCCGCAGGACAGCCAUGACGCCACCGCGACAGUAUUACCCCACAAUGGCUCCUUGAACGGAGUGAAAGAAGAGUGUGUGUCAGAAGAGGAAGAAGAGGAGGAGGAUGUGGUGAAGGAUACUCUAGUGGAGGAGAUUCUCCAGCAGGGAGACACAGCCAUCAUCUAUCCAGAGGCCCCGGAGGAUGAGCAGAGUCCGGCAGAGACAGGAGGCGCUGAUGAAAACGGCACACCAGAUUCCUUCUCCCAGUUGCACACUUGCCCCUACUGCUCCCGGGGCUACAAGCGCAACGCCUCGCUUAAGGAGCACAUCAAGUAUCGCCACGAGACCAGCGAGGACAACUACAGCUGCUCGCACUGCAGCUACACCUUUACCUACCGCUCGCAGCUGGAGAGGCACAUGGGCCACCACAGGGGCAGCAGGGACCAGCGUCACGUUUCCCAGUCGACAGGGGGAUCGGGAGGAACAGGUGGAACCCGCAAGUUCAAGUGUACUGAAUGUUCCAAGGCCUUCAAGUACAAGCAUCACCUGAAGGAGCACCUGCGCAUUCACAGCGGCGAGAAACCGUACGAAUGCUCAAACUGCAAGAAGCGAUUCUCCCACUCAGGCUCCUACAGCUCCCACAUUAGUAGCAAGAAAUGCGUGGGUGUAGCACCUCCCAAUGGCGUCGCUCGAACGUCAGUCAAAUCCGCCCCGCCCUCCGCCCCGAACACGCCGGUCGUGAUUGCUCCGGCCCGCGUGGUUCUCAAAGAGAAGACUGAAAGCAAACCCCUCCAGGAGCAGCUCCCCGUCACCCAGAUCAAAUCUGAACCUGUGGAAUACGAGUGCAAGCCGGUGAUGGCGGCGCCGGCGACUUCAGCUGGUACCAACGGAGUCGUGAACGGAGGGACGGCGCAGCCGGCUGUGGUUCCGGCCGCGACCCUGCCUCAGGGCGUGGCUAUGGUCGUGCCGACAGUCGGCCUGAUGUCGCCCAUCAGCAUAAACCUGAAUGACUUGCAGAAUGUGCUCAAGGUGGCGAUGGAUGGAAACGUGCUCAGGCAGGUGCUGGGUACAGCUAACGGGGUGGUGACUCAGGGGAAGCAGGGAAUUGUAGUCCAGCAGCCCCAGCAGCAGAUCAUCAGCCUGCCGGCCUUUGUGGAUCACGACGGCACCACAAAGAUCAUCAUCAACUACAGCAUCAGCCCUGCAGCCGCCACCACUGCCACUACCCAGCCUGCAUCGCUUGUUGCCAAAAACAAUCCGCCUCCCCCUCCCGCUGUCACUACUGCUGCAGCCCCCACCCCCUCCAGAACAGAUAAACCCUCGACCCCAGAGGUGGCCGACCUCUCCAUCAUAAAGGCAGAGCCAGAAUCUGUGCCGAUAACGGAGACGGAGGCAGCCACGCAGACGGAAACUGCGAAGACCCAAAGGUCAACAGCUCAGAUGCCAAAAGUCAACAGCUCCAGUACGUGUUUACUCUGCGACGACUGUCCCGACAACCUGGAGGCGUUACACCUCCUCCAGCACCGCAAAGCAGCCAAUGGGGAGGCAGUUGACUCUGCGGCUCUGGACCCAUCGUUCGCCGCUCUGCUCAGCGAGGCAGGGGUGACGCUGGAGGAGCCGCCCGUGGACGACCUCCUCUCGCUCCUCAAGACCUACUUCGCCUCCAAUGCCAACCCCAGCGAGGGGGAGCUGGCAAAGAUCUCAGAGUCUGUCAGUAUUCCCGUGGACGUGGUCAGAAAGUGGUUUGCCAAGAUGAACUCUGGGAAAAAUGCGGGCAAGUACCGCAAUAACGCUAAAGCGGUUUCCAAAAAGACUGAAACCACGAACUCGAGCUCCGAGGACGCCUCGAGUCAGAAUGAAGAGGCAGAGGACGACAGCACCCAAGACACAUCCAACAAAGCCUCAUCAGACUCUGGCAGCCCUUCCCCGUCAGACUCUUCACCACUAAGCCUCAACACCGGGGACCUCGUCAUCGUUAAAAGCGAGCCGGAGGACCCAGAGGACCCAGAGAACCCGGACUCCCAGGCAGAGCCGCUUGACCUCUCCCUCCCUAAACAUAUCGCAGCGGCGUUGGAAACGAAAACGGCCAAGCCUCCCGCCAAGCAGCAGGAACAGCCCCUGAACCUGACCUGCCUGAGGAAGGAGCAGCUGGACGGUCGAACCAUCUACGUCACCACGCCUCAGACCGGAAGACCUGUCAACAUCGUCACUGCCGCGCAGCUGCCCACGUUAGUGGCCAUCGCUAGUCAGGGCACGGUGGGCUGCCUCAGCGCCAUCAACACCACGACGAAGCGCACCAUCCUCAUCCCCCAGCUCACCUACACCUACGCCACUACGACCGGCAGCGCCACUGGAGCAAAGACUGUCGUGCUGAACGGCCAUAAGCAGGAGAAGAGGCAGCUGGACAGCAGCUCUGACGGCGUUUCCACAUUGGAGGAGCAGAACGACUCGGACUCUGCCGCACUGAUGAAGAAGCGGCGGCUGGAAAACGGCGUGUACCCCUGUGAUCUCUGCUCCAAAGUCUUCCAGAAGGGCAGCUCCCUGCUCAGGCAUAAAUACGAACACACAGGAAAGCGGCCGCACGAGUGCAGCAUCUGCAAGAAGGCCUUCAAACACAAGCACCACCUGAUCGAACACUCGAGGCUGCACUCCGGCGAGAAGCCCUACCAGUGUGACAAGUGCGGGAAGCGUUUCUCUCACUCGGGCUCGUACUCCCAGCACAUGAACCACCGCUACUCCUACUGCAAGAAGGACGGGUCAAACCUCGGCUCCGGCCCCGGGUUAGGGCCACACAGGGCUCAGUCUGAGCUCGGCAGCCCCGGCACUGGACCCCAGUCGGACAGUCGGACGACGACGCCGCCCUCCCAACUGGACUCAGACGAGAGGGAGAGCGAGGAGGAGGAGGACGACGACGAGGCGAUGUGUAUGGACGACAUCCGGGUCGUGCAGGUGGACGACGGCGAGUGCGAGAUCUACGAGGGGAACUUCGAUGACGACGACGAGGACGUGGGAGAGGAGAUAGUGGAGGAAGAGACUAUGGGAGAGGAAGAGGCGGCAGGAGAGAGGGAGGAGGAUGGGGAGGACGUGGAGGAUGGGGAGGACGGAGAGGACGCUUGUGACGUGGUGGAGAUCGAGCUGGGGGACGAUCACAUGCAGGACGAAGAGAUGGAGGAAGAAGCUGAGGAAACAGCUGAGGAAGCAGCUGAGGAAGCAGCUGAGGAAGCAGCUGGGGAAGCAGCUGAGGAAGCAGCUGGGGAAGCAGCUGAGGAAACAGCUGAGGAAACAGCUGGGGAAACAGCUGGGGAAACAGCUGAGGAAAAGGAGGAAGCGGCAGGUGAAACAGAGGAAAUGGCAGACUGUGAAGCAGAAACGGACAAAAGCAUCAGGGAGGGGUCAGAGGACGCCAAACCCACGGAGGAGGCGGUGACAAACGCCGAGUAAAAAAAAUUAAAAUAAAUCUCUCCGGGACAGUUCCGACGAGAAAAGUCGAGUCAAUUAAGACAAAACCGCAGAAAAGUCGAGGAAGUCGCGGCGGUUGCCUGAUCUUAACGGUCCACUACUGUGUACAAAAACCCAGGUGUGCCUGAACUUGAAAAAAGAAAAAACAAACAAAAACAAAAAAAACAAGUGACUUUUUUUUUUCUUUUCUUGUGGAAAUGAAUUAUCAGUGUUAAAAAUUGUUUAUAGAAGUACAGAUUUUAAAAACAGAACUCACCCACCGACUUGUUAGACUUGUUACUGAGACAUCCCAGGUUGUUUUAUGGUUUGUUUUCAUUUUGGUCAGUGUUACUAAUCUUGUUCUUGUUUGAAGAAAAAAAAAACAAAAAAACAUUUUAACCUGUAAAGAUGAGAAAGAUUUCUAUACCUUUUUAUUGCCAAUGAAGUUUCCUAAAAUCAGUAUUUUAUUGAGUUCUACGAACAAAAACCUCUGCACUACAGUAUUCCUGGUUUACCUACGGAUACAUGCCUCAUGCAUCGUAUGCCCUUCAGUGUUAUAUACGUACACUAGCUAGCAGGAUGUUGUGCGUAUUAGUGUUAGUCUUUGCUAGCUAGUAUUAAUUUGUGUUUGAGUUUGACUGUUAGCCUUAAAGGAAAACAAAGUAUUCUUCUUGGGGAGGGGUCGCGGGCGGGAUGGGGAGUCCGGAGGGGGGAUGAUGAUGGCUUCUGAACGCCAUAACCAAAUUUGUCCUAUCAGGGAAGGUAGAGUCAGAACCUCAAAGCCAGCAUCGGGCGCCUGUGUUUCAGAAAAACAAACCCCGGCGUAGCCGAGCACAGGUGGAUGCACCUGUCCGCCUGACCUCGGCUCGGCCGCGGUUCCUAAAAGAAAAGAAACACAGGCGCCCAUUCUUACCAAGCUUCUCCUUAUUUUAUUUUAUUUUCAGUUCUGAGUCAGUGUUUCAGUGUUAUUAGCUCGUAUAUGAAGUCAUACUGUACGUGAAGGAGCGGGGGCCUGUUUCCUGCUCCACCCCAAUGCCUCCAGCCUUAUGCAAGACCUGUGUGCUGUUAAAAGUGCCAUUGAACAGUGUUAUUAUUUCUUCUUCUUCUUCACACAUGUAGCCAGUAUUAUGUCCCUCUGUCACUUUACACGAGACCCCUAUUGACUAAUGUUUGUGGACUUGCACAGAACAGCUGAACAGAGACACUUCCUGCCUUCGAAAGUAUUUGUACCACAUGAACAGUAUUGGGGCUUUAUCUAAAGCUGAAUCUUAUUAAUUGAUCAAUUUAGUCUAUAUAAAAAGCCAAGAUGCCUUUUUUUUGUCGAAGCGGCACACAUAGGAAGAGCUGGAAACUGAUUCUCUUUUGGGCAUUUUUGCCAGCUCUGCAUAAAUGAUCUUAAACGUUUGGAAAAUCAUUGAUGAGUCCAAACUGAGCUUACCUGUGGAGAUAAAAUGCCUUGUUAAACUUGAGAUUUAGUAAAAAUCUAAUCUCUCAAAGUAUUAAAAAUGUUUACACGAGUAAAUAAAAAAAAUUAAAAUGUAUUACACGAGUGCUUAAAACGCAGAAAAUGUUUUUAAAAACACUCGUGACUCCGACCUGUCGCUCAGGAAGAGUCCAAGAAUUUGAAGUAAAAACAGGAAACGGAAAGAUUUCACAAUAAAAUGAGAAAUUGUGCACUUGUUUUCAGAUAGUUAACAAAAAAGAUUGUGGCGAGCUGUCCCGCACUUCAGGUAACAGACGUUAGUGAAUGUGGUCUCUGUCGAAGUGUUUUCAGUUGGUUUUACCGAACAGUGUUUAUAAUAUUAGCCUGUUUUAAUUUUUUUGUUUUUAUGUGUGUCCUCUAUAUGUUUUGUUUUUUUUCAACAAUGGCAGUAUUAGAACCCUUUUCACAGAUUAAAAACAAAAUGUACCUGUUUAGUUUUUAGAAGACGUUUUUUAUAUUUAUGUGUCUUAUUUUUAUAUUUUCUUUUAUGGUUAUUUAUUACACAUUGUAGUGUACAUUACUGUAGUUUGAAUUGAUACAAUAAUAUAUUUUAGUAUGAAAAAUAAUCUCAAGACAAACUUAAAAAAAAACAAAAAAAAAAAAAAAAAAAAGCCCAAAAUGUGGUCCUGGGAGCUGAAGUUUGUUUUAACAAAAAAAAACAUAAAAACAUGUAUUCUGUAAACAUGACUUCUGUUUUAAGCUGAAAAAAAAAGACAAAAAAAAAA